Dermacentor albipictus is the source of this 4162-nucleotide messenger RNA. RefSeq names its product steryl-sulfatase-like. The record is from RefSeq and is a predicted model, not a curated record. NCBI's taxonomy places the organism in Eukaryota, Metazoa, Arthropoda, Arachnida, Ixodida, Ixodidae. Gene Ontology annotation, molecular function: arylsulfatase activity.
AGAGAGCGAUCGCAGUACAAUCAGUACAAUGAAAAUAGUUGUCUGCACUUUGUGGGAGUGGCAAGCUCUCCAAGGGCUGCCCAGCACCGCUGUGUCAACAAAUGCCUUCGCAUUGGAAGGAUAAUGCGGAGAUAACACGAAGUACAGGCGCAUAGGUUUCAGACAGUCUGUUAAAAAAUACUUGAUGGUCCCGCGAUUAUCAGGUGCAAUAUGAAAUGGUUGGCUGUUGAGGCGGCGGUGUGUACCAAGACGUGAGUCAUGGGGCCGUUUCUGCGGCGGUGUCCUGCUACCCUGCUGCUGCUCGCGGUCAACGUCUGCGCGACACCCCGGCGACCAAACAUCGUAGUGCUCCUCGCCGACGACCUCGGUUACGGUGACGUGGGCUGCUUCGGCAACAACACUAUAUCCACGCCGAACAUAGACAGGCUGGCGCAAAAUGGAGCCGUGCUGACUCAGCACACGGCAACCGCAGCCGUUUGUACUCCAAGCAGAGCAGCGCUGCUCACGGGCAGGUACCCUGUGCGCUCAGGCAUGGAAAGCUACUUUAAGAACAAGGUGUUUAUAAUAGUCGCAGCAAGUGGUGGGCUACCUGCAAAUGAGACUACGUUUGCCAAGGUUCUUCAACAGCAAGGUUACAUCACAGGAUACAUAGGCAAGUGGCACCUGGGUUUGUACUGCACGUCCAAGAAGGACCCCUGCCACCACCCGCUGCGUCACGGUUUCGACUACUUCUACGGUCUACCCCUGACGAACCUCAAGGACUUCGGCACCAACAGCGGCAGUGUGGUCACUACAUAUGUUCCCAAUCUCUUCCGCUUCUGCUACACCGCUAUGGCGCUCAGUGCCGCUUUCUCCUACUUGCUCCUCCGCAACGGAAGACCAGUCCUUGCAUCGUUUGUGUUCACCCUCUUCUUCCUCGACCCCGCCGCACUUAUUUUCUUCAUCAAGAACAUCCCAACACUCAACGGCGUGGUUAUGCGCAAUUUCGACAUAGUUGAGCAGCCCAUUCGGCUGCCAGGCAUGACGCAGAGACUUGUCGCCGAGUCCCAGCAGUUCGUGCGCUCCGCAGUCGCAGAAGGGAAGCCCUUCCUACUCUUCCUCUCCUUCGUCCACGUGCACACGGCACUGUUCUCGCACCCGUUCUUUGCCGGCAAGAGCGCACACGGCCGCUACGGUGACAAUGUUGAGGAGCUGGACUGGGCCAUUGGCAAGGUUACAGAACUGUUGCAGGAGACGGGCCAGGCAAACAACACUUUUGUCUACUUCACUUCUGACAAUGGCGGCCACAUCCAAGAGGUUGGAGUAAAUGGCGAGAGGGAAGGUGGCCACAAUGGCAUCUUCAGAGGCGGAAAGACCAUGGGAGGGUGGGAAGGAGGAAUACGUGUGCCCACAGUGGUUUCCUGGCCGGAACGCAUUCCUCGUGGCCACAAGAUUGAGGUGUCAACAAGCCAGCUCGACAUGCUGCCCACGCUGCUGGCACUGGCUGGGGCAGAGCCUCCUCGGGAUCGCAUCAUAGAUGGCAGCAACAUACUCCCGCUGCUCCGCAAUGAGUCCGCAGCUCACUCGCACGAGUUCCUUUUCCACUACUGCGGCAUUCAUAUCCAUGCUGUCCGCUAUAUGCCUCGGGAUGGUUCUGGAGUGUGGAAGGUGCACUUCAUGAGCCCUGACCCCACCCUCUGCACGUACGUCUGCCACUGCUAUGGACAUUAUGUGCUGCGGCAUGACCCACCGCUUGUCUAUCACCUGAACUCCGACCCGUCCGAGUCACGGUCGCUUAGUGAAGGCGACGAUCCACGCGUUCCGCGGGUGGUGGAGGCUGCCAGGGCAGCGGUGGCGAAGCACAAGGCGUCAAUGCAGGGCGUACCGCAGCAGUUUGACUUUCUCAACUCAGUCUGGCGUCCGUGGUUGCAGCCGUGCUGCAGCUAUCCGUUCUGCUCCUGCCGAGAGAACUUCACGCUCGCAGCUUCCUUAUGAGCUGAGCUCACAGCAACGCGUAGGUGACCUGUACAAAUUCGUGUAGUGUAGACUCCAAGCGUGUGGGUGACAUCAGUGCCCUACAAGAGGGGGACAUAUUUUUAGAAUUUUAUGACUGCUCUCAUGUCUGUAUUUAUGCACUGACGCAAGAGCUUUGAAGCACUUUCUACCACUGUUCCUGGAUGACUGGCAGCUGUGGUGGCAAAAAGUGCUGGGAAAUUUACGCGGAGCAAGUGCACUUAUUUUGAGGUGCAAAUCUUAUCCUCGUAUCUUGUUUCUGGUAUAGAUAAUUGUUGAAAGUGAAGCUUUGUUGUUAGCGCUUUUUGGUUGUUGUUAUACCUGUUUUUGUGGUAUUUGAAUGGUGUCGAAGAGGCACCACAUACAUGAAAUGUAGCACAAUCAUAUGUUGCUAAACUCUGCAUUAACAUAAAAUUGCUGAUGUGAGGAACAUCCUCGAUAGCUAUCAAAACACGUUUUGAUUUGUGGCUUUCCAGGAUAUUGCUGCACCAAGGUAUUUGGGCAUAGGAAUCUCUCUCACUAAACAAUGUUGUAUCAAUCCUGUGAGGCUCUCCAUGAUAUCAAUGCCUCUCAAGCUGAACAUAAAGUGACAGCUGCAGAGGGUGUUGCAGCUGUAUGCGACAAUGUUAUUUGCAUAGGUAACCACUACGUGGUUUUAAUCAGCAAUGGCAUGGAAUGUAUUUCCAACAUAUUUUCAAUGUUGAGUUAGGAUGCCCGUUUCACACCACGCAAUACGUAAGCUGUAUUCAGGGCUGUAUCUUGUUUUAUCUAUUUAUAACUUAAAGUGGAAACCGCACAGAGUGCAAGACAGUUUAAGCAUUACAUGGUAGAGAAUAGGCGUAUUUCCGUGUUGUCAAGGGCCCAGACAUGCGAGAGAUGGGCCAUGCUUUCCUGACCCUUGUGCGCAUGUGUGAUUUACCAGAAACACCUGGGGACUGUGUCUAGGUACCGCAGAGGAGGAUGUGCCCGGUUUAUCCCUGGCGGAGCUGCACUACGCGACCACAGAUAAAUACUCUAGAAUACGCUCCACUCGUAGUUUCGUGGCCUAGUAGUCACAGCACUGCACUCACGAUUGGGAGGUCUGACAUUCGAAUUGCGUACUCUAUGUUUUUGAUUCUUUUUCUUUGCUUUAUAUGUAUCGUUAUAUCAUUUCCCCAUUCUACUUCUGCAGUAGUUGUCUGUGACCUAUGCUUCACCACCAGGCCUGACACGGAGGGUUCCUGCUAAAGGGAGUGAAACGACCCGGCGCGAAGUAUGUGUUUGAGUGUGCCUCUAGUGAUCGCAGACCAAUGAAUAAUGGUACAUUGCUAGUAUGGGUGUGUUGUAUUGUAUGCUUCGCCAUUGCAGAAUCUGUGUUGGCUGCCGUGAUCUCACCUGGACGCAAAUGCCAGUUCUGGCGUAGUGUGCAUUGCCAUCAGCUAGGGAAGGAUGGAGCAAAGCGCAUCCCCCUAGCCGCAGUCCCCAGAUUUCUCUCUCACAACUCAUACAUGCGUACAAGUGUCAGGCAAAGGCGGUGCAACUCUCACAUGUUUGUGCUCUUGACAAAAUAGAAAUACGCUGAGAAUAGAUGCAAUUGCGCCUUUCUGAAAGUGCAAAACUAUGUGGUUGUUUUUAUUUUACCUGUUUUUAAUACUGUUGUCACAUGGGCACAUUUGAUUGCCACUGAGCAUGAUUGUCAUUGAAUUUCUGAAUCAAUGGGCACCUUUGCGCAAGCUGUGUGAAGGAGUGAUUGAGAGAGAGAGAAUUUCUAACCUUGUCAUUGUCUUCAUUUCAUGCUCGUUAAUACUUCUCUAUGAAUACAAACCAACCAGCCCAUCAAGGAGCAGCUGCUUACCUAGUCUGUACACAACCACAGUGCAAACGAUUAAUGUGACAUACACAAACACACACACAGAAACACACACACACAGUGUUGUUCCACCAGUAUUGUUUCUUUUGCCCAUUCCAGUUAGAAAAAAAGAAGUAUGUUUCUGGCUCGAUACUCUAGUCCGGAAUGGCUGUAGUUACAGGGACCAUCUGCCUUUCUCACAUAACUGCUCACAAAACACUUGUUGUAGGUACGACCUCACUCCGUGGGUAUCCUUUAUUUCCACACUAUCUGGUUGCUGCAAAUGUUAUGUUUGAUUACACAUUAUUUUGUGAUUUUAUAAUAAACAUUUAUUUUACUGCA